UAAGCUACAGAAUGGCUCCAAGAAUAAGAGUGCCUGCUAAUUUUGGAAGAGAGCACAUCAAUUCGGAAGUGCAUGGAAAUCUUAUACUGAAACUGAAAGAUGGUGGACAAAUAAAAACCAAUUCCAUGAUUAUGUCUAUGAAUAGUCCUGUUAUUGACAACCUUACUACCAACAUGUUUCAGUCUACAUUGGAGGUAGAUGAUUUUGAAAACGAAGCAGUUGAAUGUUUUGUGGACUCUAUGUACACAGGCGAAAUUGAAAAACUGGAGAAACCUAUUUUCGAAGAAGUGAAUAAAAUGGCACAUGCUUUUGAAGUAUCCUGGUUGAGCAAAAGAUGUCUGAGAUUCUAUAGAAGUGAUAUUCUUGAUUUUGACAAAAACAAGGGAAACACCUACGAUGAGAUUCUAUUUGCUUGUGAGAUAGCCAGCAGAGCUCACACCAAUUUAAAUCAAAGCGAAUAUGUCAGCUACUUUGUUAAAACUGCAGUUUCAUGGCAAAUUGGUAAAGGCAUAUUUCUACAAAGAUACAUGGCAGAUUUUGCUCAGCUUUCAAAACGCCAGAUGGACAUGUCUCUUGCUAUCGCAAGAGAUGAUAUGAAUCUAGUUGUCAGCUUCUUGACUUGUCAUUUGAGCAUAAUUCUGAAAUCCAAAGAAUUCGAUGAUAACUCACUGUAUCUUCUUGAGAAACUUGAUGUCCAAAAAUUCUUCAAAGAACAUGCAUCCUAUUUUGACGAGUUGGCAUGCUAUAUUUCUGAAAUUUCGAAGAUCUCAAAUAAUUUUGAUGCCAGAAUUAAGCCAAUAUUGGAAAAGUUCAUCCGUGUUACUGAUGAUGGAACUAGCUCUGGUGAAAAUACUCAACAUGAAAGCUCAGCUUUGGAAUCUGGUUACAUCGGUGAUUCUGAUGAAUGUAGCGAGUCUGACAAUCUUGAUUUCAAAAGUAUGGCCAUUCAAACAGAUACACUUGAUAAAACAGAUUGGAAACUUUUAGAAAACGACACGGCUUUGAAGUUCAUCAUGCCAUUAGCAUCGUGCCAUGUGCCAAUGACAGUAGAGGUAUUAACUACAAAAGAUGUUGCUGGGAAAUCGUUUGUGUUACUGUAUAGCUUUCUUGGAAACAAUGUCGAUGGGAAAUGCGAUUUGAUGCUAAUUUUGAACUGUACGAAGAACAAUGAUUGGAAAUGUGUAUUGAACCACAAUGAUGCAUCCUUACCUUUAGUUCGGCUUUCUAGCAACAUCACGAACAAUCAGGUCAGAUUGUGGAAAAUUACCAAAACUUCUACUACUACUAUAAGGGUAGUUUGCAAUGAUAUUAUUUUCAUGAAUAUUAAUUUUGAGACUAAUUCUUUUGAAGAUUAUCAGAAAAAUAGAGACAUAUUAUCAGGGCAACCUAAAUCAGUAAUCAUUCAGAGUCAAUUCUCAGGUUUUGCUUUUGUGAAGGACUUUUAACAGUUUCUUUCUAAGCGGAAAGCAUCGCAGUACCAUAACGUUUGAUUACCUAUAAUGAUAUAAUCCCAAUCUAAUUUUGUCCCUACUAGACUCUCGUUUUAAUUGUAAUAUGUGUACAAAAUUAAUCAUAUCUUUUAAGUUUAUGUCAUUUUUAGCUAUCAAUUUUGGAUUUAUUCAUCCAAUUCCAUCUGAAGCCAUGCAUUGAUCGUAGAAUGUAGAUGAUGUUUUUAAUUACAAAAAUUGGGGUUAAAUCGAUCAUUUAAUGAUGAAAAUACAUUUCUGUUUAACAUCGUUGUGAGAUCGUUCACAUGAUACUUAAAGUAAAAAGCCAAAUCACGGCCAUUUUAAUAGUGUAGAUAUUAAACUAGCUUACAACCAAACCCCUCCACUAGGUUGGUUUUCGUAGUAUGUGAACGAUUCUUAUCUCAUGAUCAUAUGCUUUCGAUAAAACUUUUGAUAUUGGUUAGAGCAUUAUAAUCGAAAUAACAGUUACACGAUUUAUGAAAGAAGAUUUUUGCUAUAAUUAUGAUACAAUGUUUGACUAAUUGUAUCCUUAACAUUAAUAGAUCAUCAUGUAAAUUUGCUGCAGUUAUCCACAUAUCUAUCAUGGAGGAAUCCCUGACAGUAGAACAGAUCCUAGACGAUCUCUCAAAAGCAAAAGCAGACGAUCCAGUCUUCACAAUCGGAACUAAGAACAACAGUCUAUCAGAUGAGAUCAGAAAGUUUAUCAAACAGCAGACAGAACUACAGGAGUUGAGGGAUAGUGUAGCCAGUGAGUUGAGACGGACUAAGGAGUCGUUACCACAGUUGUUGGAGAAGGAGGCUGAGUUAAAUGCGCUUACGUUUUAGAUUUUAGAACUUACCGAGAUAAUGAUGAGAUGGUUUGUUUAUGUUGAUUUAAAACGUUUGACUUUUUCAUUUGUUUGAGAUCUUCUGAAGUUUGAUAUUUUUCUUAAGUGCUUAUUAUGUAUUUUGUUUGAUUGGAAUUACUAAAUUUAUGUUUUGAAUAAGUUUAUUGAAGAAUUUAUAAUUCAUUGCUGU
Bolinopsis microptera is the source of this 2486-nucleotide messenger RNA. RefSeq lists its product as uncharacterized. Gene Ontology annotation, molecular function: protein binding. Lineage: Eukaryota; Metazoa; Ctenophora; Tentaculata; Lobata; Bolinopsidae. The transcript has 3 exons. The record is from RefSeq and is a predicted model, not a curated record. Bases 12 to 1445 code for a protein of 477 amino acids.